UUGGCAUCGCUGUUUCUUUCAAACCUCUCUGUAAUGAUAUUGUUUGCAGUGAUGCUCAGACAGCGAGCACCUGCUGCUCUGUAAUGAUUCAGCCUCUUUCAGCCGCCGCUGUAACACGACAGGAUGCUGCUGCUACUGUCACUUCUGCCGUUGCCGCUGUUGUUAGAGAUUUUGCUUUUGCUCCUUCUACCGCAUGACAAUUGUUUUCCUCGUCUAAGCAGAUACCAGCCUCAGAUGCUCAAGUAAUGGACUGUGAUAGAGUUAAGGCCUUUUGGAGGUGAGCUGUUUGAGAGCUGAUGCUUAAACAUGUCUGAAGUAGCUGCCGACACUUUCCCCAGCCCCUCAGCUCAGCUGAGCCCUGAUGCUGCAUCCCUCAACGGGCUCCCGGAUGAGGAGAGCAUGCCAGGCUCCCAAAGAGAGGACAGGAGGGUCCAGGGGAUAGCAGGCCUUGCUGCAACCUGCUGUGUGUGCCUGGAGGCAGAGCGACUGAAGGGCUGCCUCAACUCUGAAAAGAUCUGCAUCGCCCCUAUCUUGGCUUGCCUGCUUAGCCUUUGCCUCUGCAUUGCUGGCCUCAAGUGGGUCUUUGUGGACAAGAUUUUUGAGUAUGACUCUCCUACCCACCUUGACCCUGGGAGGAUAGGACAAGACCCAAAGAGUGCUGUGGAUCCUACAGCUCUGUCUGCCUGGGUGCCUUCGGAGGUGUAUGCCUCACCCUUCCUCGUACCUAGCCCCAAGAGCAAGGCUGAAGUGACAGUGCACAGUGACAGCUCACUUGUACCCUCCAAACCGUUCCUCCAGCCUUCUCUGUAUAACCGCAUCCUAGAUGUUGGGUUUUUGUCCUCUGCUGCACCUUCGCUGUCACCACCCGUCCUGGAGCCUACCACAGUGUCUCAGGCACAAGCAACAGAAACCACUCUCCAAACUGCUCCAAAACUUCCCACUUCCACAUCUACAACUGGGACAAGUCAUCUCACAAAAUGUGACAUAAAGCAGAAAGCCUUCUGUGUAAAUGGGGGAGAGUGUUACAUGGUUAAGGACCUCCCAAACCCCCCAAGAUACCUGUGCAGGUGCCCAAAUGAAUUUACUGGUGAUCGCUGCCAAAACUACGUAAUGGCCAGCUUCUACAAGCAUCUUGGGAUUGAAUUUAUGGAAGCUGAGGAACUGUACCAGAAACGGGUGCUGACCAUAACUGGCAUUUGCAUUGCUCUUCUAGUAGUUGGCAUCAUGUGUGUGGUGGCCUACUGCAAAACCAAGAAGCAGAGGAAAAAGUUGCAUGACCGCCUUCGGCAGAGCCUGCGCUCGGAGAGGAACAACGUGAUGAACAUGGCCAACGGGCCGCACCACCCCAACCCCCCGCCCGAUAACGUCCAGCUCGUGAAUCAGUACGUUUCGAAAAAUGUGAUCUCCAGUGAGCACGUCAUCGAGCGAGAAACAGAGACCUCAUUUUCUACAAGCCACUACACCUCAACAACACAUCACUCCGUGACAGUCACCCAGACACCUAGCCACAGCUGGAGUAACGGCCACACCGAAAGCAUCCUCUCCGAAAGCCACUCGGUGCUCGUCAGCUCCUCCAUGGAGAACAGCAGGCACGCCAGCCCAGCGGGGCCCCGGGGCCGCCUCAACGGCAUCGGCGGCCCACGGGAAGGCAGCGGCUUCCUGCGGCAUGCCAGAGAGACCCCCGACUCCUACCGAGACUCUCCUCACAGCGAAAGGUAUGUCUCAGCUAUGACCACACCAGCUCGCAUGUCACCCGUUGAUUUUCACACUCCAACUUCUCCCAAGUCCCGCCCCUCGACAAUGUCACCACCGGCUUCCAGCUUGACCGUCUCCAUCCCUUCAGUGGCGGUGAGUCCCUUCAUAGAAGAGGAGCGACCACUGCUCCUGGUGACUCCGCUGCAGCUGCAUGAGAAGUAUGACCACCACCUUCAGCAAUUCAACUCCUUUCACCACAAUGCCACCCAUGAGAGCAACAGCCUGCCACCAAGUCCUCUGAGGAUCGUGGAGGAUGAGGAGUACGAGACCACGCAGGAGUACGAACCAGCACAGGAGCCUCCAAAGAAACUCGCCAACAGCCGGAGGGUCAAAAGAACAAAGCCCAACGGCCACAUUUCCAGCAGGGUGGAAGUGGACUCUGACACAAGCUCUGAGAGCAGCAGCUCCGAGACCGAAACCGAAGAUGAAAGAAUAGGCGAGGAUACACCAUUUCUGAGCAUACCGAACCCCGGGGCAGCCAGUCUGGAGCCAGCCACCGCCUUCCGGCUGGCUGAAACCAGGACUAACCCGGCAAACCGCUUCUCCACACCAGAAGAGUUACAAGCAAGGUUGUCCAGUGUGAUAGCUAACCAAGACCCUAUUGCUGUAUAAAACAUAAAACACAUAGAUUCACAUGUAAAACUUUAUUUUAUAUAAUGAAGUAUUCCACCUUUAAAUUAAACAAUUUAUUUUAUUUUAGCAAUUCCGCUUAGAGAAAACAGGAGGGGAAAAAAACUUUUAUAAAUUAAAUAUACGUAUGUACAAAUGUGUUAUGUGCCAUAUGUAGCAAUUUUUUACAGUAUUUCAAAAAUGGGGAAAGAUAUCAAUGGUGCCUUUAUGUUAUGUUAAGUUGAGAGCAAGUUUUGUACAGUUACAAUGAUGACUGUCCCAUAGUAUUUUGCGAAACUUUUAGCCCUCAGUUGUCCUAGCUUUUUUGUGCACUGCAUUAUAAUGACUGGAUGUAUGAUUUGCAAGAAUUGCAGAAGUCCCUCUGGUCGCUUGCUGUAGAGUCUCUAAAUCAGAAAGCCCUGUAAUGGCACUCCCACCCUACUCCACCAGAAAAAUGCA
Ficedula albicollis (Collared flycatcher) is the source of this 2823-nucleotide messenger RNA. It is a transcript of the gene NRG1, whose product is annotated as neuregulin 1. Gene Ontology annotation, biological process: intracellular signal transduction; nervous system development; cell differentiation. The transcript is spliced from 11 exons. Bases 307 to 2367 code for a protein of 686 amino acids. The record is from RefSeq and is a predicted model, not a curated record. Lineage: Eukaryota; Metazoa; Chordata; Aves; Passeriformes; Muscicapidae. Gene Ontology annotation, molecular function: protein tyrosine kinase activator activity; chemorepellent activity.